Sinocyclocheilus grahami is the source of this 1249-nucleotide messenger RNA. Its product is annotated as fructose-1,6-bisphosphatase isozyme 2-like. Bases 92 to 1117 code for a protein of 341 amino acids. Gene Ontology annotation, cellular component: cytoplasm; cytosol. NCBI's taxonomy places the organism in Eukaryota, Metazoa, Chordata, Actinopteri, Cypriniformes, Cyprinidae. Gene Ontology annotation, biological process: sucrose biosynthetic process; fructose metabolic process; gluconeogenesis. The transcript has 8 exons. The record is from RefSeq and is a predicted model, not a curated record. Gene Ontology annotation, molecular function: fructose 1,6-bisphosphate 1-phosphatase activity.
ACUCACUGUGUGUGUAAAAAGACUGCCUAGCGGCUCUACUGUUAGUUAGUCUCUGCCUGUCCAACUGCUUGUACACUCAGACACCGUAAGGAUGUCGGAUCAGUCGGUCUUUGAUGUGGACGUAUGGACCCUCACACGCUUUGUCACGGAGACGGGGCGGCAGGCGAAGGGGGCCACCGGAGAACUCACACAGCUCAUUAACUGCCUGUUAACAGCUAUUAAAGCUAUUUCAUCUGCUGUCAGGAAAGCAGGACUCGUUCACCUUCAAGGCAUUGCGGGACAGGUGAAUGUCACAGGUGAUGAGCAGAAAAAGCUGGAUGUGCUUUCCAAUGAUCUGAUCAUCAAUAUGCUGCAGGCCUCUUAUGGCACCUGUUUGAUGGUUUCUGAGGAGAACAAGGAUGCCAUCUACACACCUGCUGAGAAAAGAGGGAAAUAUGUGGUCUGUUUUGAUCCCCUGGAUGGCUCCUCCAACAUCGACUGUUUGGCCCCCAUAGGCACCAUCUUUGCCAUUUACAAAAGAAUUGACGAGACCUCUGAAGGAGAACCGACUGACCAGGACGCCCUACAGCCGGGCAAUCAGAUCGUGUGUGCGGGCUACGCUCUUUAUGGCAGCGCCACGCUAGUGGCUCUCAGUACAGGAGCUGGAGUUAACUUCUUCAUGCUGGAUCCAGCAAUUGGAGAAUUCAUUCUGACAGACAGAAAUGUGAAGAUCAAGAAAAAGGGGAAGACUUACAGUAUCAACGAGGGCUACGCUAAGUACUUUGAGCCUGCAGUGAAUGAGUAUUUAAAACACAAGAAAUACCCAGAGGAUGGCAGUGCCCCAUAUGGUGCCAGGUAUGUUGGGUCGAUGGUGUCUGAUAUACACCGUACCAUUGCCUAUGGUGGCAUAUUCAUGUACCCAGCCAAUGAGAAGAGUCCAAAAGGAAAGCUGAGGCUGUUGUACGAGUGUAACCCCAUAGCCUUCUUGAUCGAGCAGGCCGGGGGCAUCGCCACGUCAGGCACCCAGCGCGUCCUGGAUGUUAUUCCCGACUCACUUCACCAGAGGCUACCCUUUGUGGUGGGAUCCCCAGACGAUGUGGAGGAGUACUUGUCCUUUGUCAAGAAACAUAAAAAGUAAAGAUUUCGGUUGCAAUAUGAUCCAUUGAAAGCCCACAUGACAUUGAGAUACAAAACACCACAGUAGCUUUUUUUAAAUAGUGGAAGCAAUGCUUUUGUACACAGAAUCACAUUAAAUUUCCAGUAUUUUAAA